AGGUAAAAAUUUUACAUUUGGAGCCCUAAGAAGAAAAAUAUAAUGGUGCGUGGAAACAUUAGCAAAUACCCUGCUGCAAAGCAGAGUUUACAAAUGUAUUCUCAAGAGCAAUCCUCAUUAAAAUCUUAUAGUAAAACAGAUGUCCUGGGUAAAUGUAGCUUGGAUGUAGGCAUUAGUCAACAGGAUUUUGUGACUAAGUUGCAUCUUGUUGUUCCCUGUACCAAUGACAACAAGAGUGAGGACUUGCUGCCACAGCUCUCAACUCUCAUUACUAACUACAAGAGCUUUAUCAUCAGACAGCUCCAUCUUGAUGUGCUAGUGUCUUAUGAGUUCAUUCAGAGCUUCAUUAAGUUAGGUGAGGUGCAAUGCAUUAGUGAAGGCACACUUCUUGGCAGCCAUGACUGCUGUGCUCUGUACCCCACUGGACGCCUAAGUCUCCUGCUGUCUCACCACACCUACCACGCUCUCGGGCUAGAGGGUUCACCUGUCACUAACAUACUCAGGAAGCCUCAUCAUCGAUAUGCGGUACACAUCAAUACACUAUCUCCUGGUUUCCAUCCCCCCCGGCGCGGCUACGAGCGCACGUUAAGUUGCCUCCGCAAGCUCAAGAUGGACUUCAAGGUCUCGUGGGAGCCCAACUCUGCCUCGGUGUGUCCUUCUUCUAUUGCCAAGUAUUUCAGUGACUUGGGCUACAGCGUUGGGCCGCUGAUCUCGCCUACAGUGCGGCACACGGUGUUGAGUAAAGUGCCCCUACCUCUUAUUUCUUGGCAAGGGAAAGAGUGUCUCCAGCAGCAGCUCAGGCUUCUGGGUCAAGAAAAUGUAACAGAGACUCCUGAGGCUCGAUGUGAUGAACACAUAGAGACUGAUGCUGAUGUGCUUAGUUUCCUCGAGGAUGUUGGAUGCCUGCUUCUGGAUAUCAAGCCAAAAAGCAGCUCCGGUGCCAGGGGUCUGGCCGAGCAGGUUCUCUGCUUGCACUGCGACGGCUUCUUCAGCGCUGCUGCCGUGCGCCGGAUCCUCGUCAAUGUUCGAGCGCUGCAUGAGAGUCCAGAGAUGCGGUGUCCGUGGGUGUGUUUAUCCCUGCACAGCCAUCCCGAGACUCCGUUUGAGCGACGCGGCACAGGCAAAUGCCAUAGAAACACAACAAACAGUCACCAGAUCUCAUCUGAGAAGAAAGAUUGUGGUCGCGCUUCGUCAGGAGGUCUGCCGUGCGCAAGGGCGUCGUGCGACUGCGGGAUGGUGGAGUGCGACCAGCACGCGCUCGGUGCAGGAGCUCUGCUCGCUGUCAUCACCGCCGACCAAGACGCGUGUUGGUUCAGGGGCGGCAGCGCCGGGAUUCGACAUCGCUACUAUACCAAGACUUCCAAUAAUAAAUGACGCUACGCAUG
Hyalella azteca is the source of this 1385-nucleotide messenger RNA. RefSeq names its product ribonuclease P protein subunit p40. Gene Ontology annotation, cellular component: multimeric ribonuclease P complex; ribonuclease MRP complex. The record is from RefSeq and is a predicted model, not a curated record. Gene Ontology annotation, biological process: tRNA 3'-end processing; endonucleolytic cleavage in ITS1 to separate SSU-rRNA from 5.8S rRNA and LSU-rRNA from tricistronic rRNA transcript (SSU-rRNA, 5.8S rRNA, LSU-rRNA); tRNA 5'-leader removal. Lineage: Eukaryota; Metazoa; Arthropoda; Malacostraca; Amphipoda; Hyalellidae. The transcript has 6 exons. Bases 43 to 1374 code for a protein of 443 amino acids. Gene Ontology annotation, molecular function: ribonuclease P activity; ribonuclease MRP activity.